AUGUCGCCACUGGCCUCUCCUCGACCCAAUACCUGCGCCCGAACGUCCGUCUCGCGCCAAAGUCUCGGCCGCCCAAUACGUAUCGAGCUGCUAUCGCUAUUCUCGCUCCUUCUUCUGCUGAGUUAUGUCGGUAUCUUCGUAUCCCUUUGGUUCGACGCUGCGUUCGUAAGCGGUUACGUACGGCCAUUUCUGCCAACUUUUGUCCCAAGUUUCGACGGCCACGUACCGUUCCUCAACGCUUCGGUACUUUUUGUAGCCAUCUUCGUACCAGUCACAUGGCUCCUGUCGAAGUUGCGCUUCACGAGGACGUCCACUGAUUGUUCGUCCCGAGCAGAUGUUGCGCUGGAACUAUUACGAGUCGCCAAUUGCGUUCUCCUGAGCAGUGCGCUCACUGUGUUCUUGACCGAAUGUUUCAGCACGAGGGCUCUAGUGGCCUUUGGGACUUGCUGCUAUGCCUCGUGCAUGCUCGUGUACUCGUGGAGUUUAAUACUGUGGAAAUGGACUCGAGGCGAAGUGCACCGCAAAGGGGGCGUCCUGACUCUGCUUCCCCGCUGGCUGCAAAAGCUGUUGUUCCAUACGUCCCUGUUCGAGUGGCUCACGGAUUCCAGCUUGUCCGACGCUGUUGCCCCGUAUCUCGUGUUUUUGCUGCCGUUGACACGAACGGAGCAGCUUCGGUUCAUGGAGCUCCUGCCUCCAGAGUCACAGGCAAUGAUGACGAAGCCCGGCAUGGUGUCGUUCUUGCCAGCUGCCCUGCAGCAAGUGCUACUGCCGAACGAAGACCGUGACAAUACCCGUGGGGGCAGCAAAGAACGCGGGAGGAGCGACGGUACGCUCGAGACGGAACUGGCUGUGCUGGAAACGACCGAAACGUGUGAGCCCACGUUUGCGAUGGAGAUGUGUGACGUCUCGAGACGUGUGUCGGGAUCCAGUGCGGGAUUCGACUUUCACCGGCCGGAUGUCGUUGUCCGUGUCCGUCCGCCGCCUUCGCCAGUGCAACUUUUAUACGAGAUGGUGGCAUCCCGAAUGCAAAACAAGUGCGAAGAGCUAGUAACGAUGCCGAGCUCGAGGACGUUGAACCGCACGGCUGCAGUGUCGAGUGCACUGUUGGUGAUGCAGCUAUACGCGUCGCGAAAGAGUCGAAAGGUGUUUCUGACGUUUGUGCAGUUUGUAGCUGCGUCGGCAUUGAGCUCGGUUGCUUGUUGUACGCUUUUCCUGCGCUUCGUCCAGCUCCUGGAUCUACGAUGGAAUUUAGUCCACACGAUGUCGCUCCUGCGUUAUGCACGGCCAUACUUGCUACGUAGCGCAAACAGUGGAACAGCGCAAAUCGGUAGUCAGCCAUCUCACGAAGGUUCUAUGACGAUUCGCGAAGCUGCUACUUCUGUUUCGGUAGUGGUUGCUGCUCUAUACGUUCUUCGUAAACUACGGCGCUGA
Molecule: messenger RNA, 1431 nt
Organism: Hyaloperonospora brassicae
Lineage: Eukaryota; Oomycota; Peronosporomycetes; Peronosporales; Peronosporaceae
Source: the annotation of a GenBank genome assembly